CAGGAUGGUGAAGCUGGGCAACAAUUUCAGCGAGAAGAGCACAAAGCAGCCGCUCCUGGAGGAUGGCUUCGACACCAUCCCCCUCAUCACGCCCCUGGACGUCAACCAGCUCCAGUUCCCACCUCCGGACAAGGUCGUGGUCAAAACGAAAACAGAAUAUGAACCUGACCGCAAGAAGGGAAAGUUCCGCACUCCUAAAAUAGCUGAAUUCACAAUCAGCAUCACCGAAGGGGUCUCGGAAAGAUUUAAGGUAACUGUGCUGGUUCUUUUUGCCCUUGCAUUCCUAACGUGUGUUGUAUUCCUGGUAGUCUACAAGGUUUACAAGUAUGAUCACACCUGUCCAGAAGGAUUUGUUUUCAAGAAUAAUCAGUGCAUUCCAGCUGGAUUGGAAAACUACUACUCCGAGCAAGACUCCAGUGCCCGAGGGAAAUUUUACACGGUCAUAAACCACUACAACCUGGCCAAGCAAACCAUCACGCGCUCCGUGUCGCCCUGGAUGACGGUGCUGUCGGAAGAGAAACUCUCGGAACAGGAGACUGAGGCUGCUGAGAAAGCAGCUUAGCUCAGAUAAGCUCAUUAUUACCAGAAUGUCAUUUGAAGGUAACUAAGGGACUUUAAGGAACUUUUCAUUGAUUAUAAUUACGGAUAAUUUAGAGGUUACUCAUGUUUAUGGUGCAAUUGCUUCUGUUUGCUGAUACUGCUUUGCAAAAAAAAAGAGCAACCAAACAAAAAUUUGCUGCAGACCAUUCAUGGGCAUAAAGCAAGGUGCAUAUCAGCAUCGCUUUAGAGCUUUGACACCAUUUUCAAUGUUUAAGAAAUCCAAUGUUAUAUAUGGUCUUGUAACUUAUUGGAUGCUGACAGAUUUCUUCAUGGGAUUUUGCAGGGCUUGAAACUUAGAUAAAUCAUGUGUUCUGUUGUCUGAACUGGCACUUACUUUAUUUAUUCUUUUUCUUAUUGUUAGUCAUUUUGCAAACUGAAACAUCACAGCCAUAACUAGAGUGAUCUCUUGUUUAGCUAAGAGCUGUGUCUUUAUUUGAUUUCUGCUCAAACAAGAAUGGUAAAUCAGCAUUGAUAGCAAGAGCAUAAUAUAAUGAUUGGUAUGGAGAAAGGAAAGAUAUGUGAGGUAGCUUUUUUCUUACAUUUCUUUACUGUUGUUGAUUUGUAAGUGAUAAUGAAGUUCUCUGCAACACGGCAUGCUCAAUGUUUUAUUAUUGCUGUCAACAGGAUUUAACUGCAUUUUCCACUGUGGCUUUAGCGUCUUGGUAAGGAUGUGCACAGAAACAUGAACUAGAUAAGACACUAUGGAAAAACACAGGCAUUUUUAGUAAUGGAUGUUGAGGCUAGUGUAA
This is a messenger RNA of Tinamus guttatus (white-throated tinamou), 1349 nucleotides long. RefSeq names its product neuronal vesicle trafficking associated 1 (gene NSG1). Gene Ontology annotation, cellular component: membrane; endosome. NCBI's taxonomy places the organism in Eukaryota, Metazoa, Chordata, Aves, Tinamiformes, Tinamidae. Gene Ontology annotation, molecular function: clathrin light chain binding. The record is from RefSeq and is a predicted model, not a curated record. Gene Ontology annotation, biological process: endosomal transport; clathrin coat assembly.